Messenger RNA from Gongylonema pulchrum, 261 nucleotides. NCBI's taxonomy places the organism in Eukaryota, Metazoa, Nematoda, Chromadorea, Rhabditida, Gongylonematidae. The record is from the annotation of a GenBank genome assembly.
CAAGUUCUGGAAUUCGAAGUGGAUGGUAAACCGUGUUUCGAGAUCCCACUGAGCAACGUGAGCAAUUGUACAGCGGGAAAAAGUGAAGCAGCACUGGAAUUUCAUCAGGGUGACGGCUGUCCCAUAUCACUGAUGGAAAUGCGUUUUCACAUUCCAACUGAUCCGGAUGCUGAUGAAGACGUUGAUCCGGUUGAGGUACUUGGCUUUUUUCUCCUCGGCAUUACCAAGUCAGAAUUGAGAGUUGAAGAUUGGUCCCCGUAA